Molecule: messenger RNA, 1524 nt
Organism: Rotaria sp. Silwood1
Lineage: Eukaryota; Metazoa; Rotifera; Eurotatoria; Philodinida; Philodinidae
Source: the annotation of a GenBank genome assembly
AUGUUAUCAAAAAAAGAAUACGAAGAUACAUUAUGGAAAUACAACAACAUUCCGAACUCAAUAACUGGACAAGCUCGAAGAAAUAUUAAACAAGUAUAUCGAAAAAAACUUAAUGAACAUUAUUAUGCUUCAAAUUAUCCACCAUUUGAACCAUCACCAUAUGAAUUAAUUUUUAUUAAUUAUAGAACAGCAGAGAAAACAUUAAUUCAAUUAACUAAACUUAUUAAUUCAUGUACAUUAUUUACCAUCGAUACAGAAUCUAUAACUGUAUACAAAAAACCCAAUAAACCAGCACUUAUUCAAAUACAAAUCAUUACACGUGAAUUAAAUUCAUAUAUAUUAAUUAUUGAAGUUCAUCAUUUACCAAGACCACAUGUUCCAACUUUUUAUUUAAUUCAACAACUAUUUGAAUCAUUAUUUCAACCGAAAAAUACAAUUUAUGUAUGGGGUGUGAUUGAUGAACUAACAAAAUUUACUGAAUUUAAUUUAUUCUCAUCUGACCAAAUUACAUUAUCACACAAUAUUAAUUUACAAAAUGAAUUCAAAUUAUAUUGGUAUAAACAUCAUCCACAUAUACAAACAUCAUCAACAACUACUCAAACAUGUAUAUGUGAAGCAUGCAUUGGUAUACAAGAAAACAACCCGUGGUCCAUACAAGCGGCAACAGCAUAUGAAUUACACAAAUGGUUAGACAAACGUCAUACAUGUUCAACAUUUGACAUUGGUUUAGACCCAAAAUUAGUUCGAUUAAAUUCUAAAGAAUUAGAAUAUCGUCAAUUAAUAACUGACUAUGCUGCAAAUGAUUGUGAUACAAUGUAUCAACUUCUUAUUUCUACGGAUAUAAUUAACCAACAAUCAUCACAAUCAUUAACAAUCGAACCAACAACAAAUAAUAAUUUAGAAUUAAUAUUAUUUAAUACCAAUGAACAAAAUGAACAAGAAUUAAUUGACGAACAACAACUCAAAAUAACUUCAUCCACAACAACAUUUGCAACACAUUAUGAAUUUCAAAUACCAUCACUUCAUGAUAAUGAACCUAUGGAAUCAUCAACACAUUAUGAUGAACAAAUGUCAGAUGAUAAUAAUGAACAACAACUUCAACAAACAUCAUCUAUUGAACCUAAUAUUAAAUCUAAACAACGUACUCAACAACUAACAGAAGAAGAAAAACGUAAAAUACAUAAUCGUACAUGCACUCGUAAACAACGUAUACGAUAUUAUCGAAAUGAAAUUCAACGUCGAAACAUCGAUAAACGAUUUAAGAUUCGAAAUAUAAAACGUAUUCUUCGACAACAUCGAAUUCCAAUUACAGCUGUUAACUUCUCAACCUCACCUAUGACUCAUCAACGUACAUUACAUGUUGGGAUAAAGGAUAUAUCAAAAAAAGAAACAUAUGAAAUUGAAAUUCAAAAUUUAUUUACCGAUAAACAUUAUGAACAACUUCAAUAUAAAAAACAACAUCAUCAUCAUCAUGCAGAUCGUCAUCGACAUGAACAUCGUCGUUAUCGUCCUCGUCGUACAUAA